AUGCCGGAGGAGCUGACGGAGCCCGGGCGCGCCACGCCGGCCCGCGCCUCCUCCUUCCUCAUCGAGAACCUGCUGGCGGCCGAGGCCAAGGGCGCCGGGCGCGCGGCCCGGGGCGACGGCGGCCGCGAGGACGAGGAGGACGACGCCGACGAGCGAGAGGACGCGGACGCCGAGCCGGCGCGGCGGCGGCGACUGCAGCGGCGGAGACAGCCGCGCGCGGGCACCGGGCCCGGCGGGGAGGCGCGGGCGCGGGCGCUGCUCGGGCCGGGCGCGCUGGGCCUCGGUCCCCGGCCGCCCCCCGGGCCCGGGCCGCCCUACGCCCUGGGCUGCGGAGGCGCCCCGCGCUGGUGCCCGCGGGCGCACGGCGGCUACGGCGGCGGCCUCAGCCCCGACAGUGAGUUGGGGCGUGCGGGGGUGGGCCGGGCGCGGGCGCUCGCCGACCGCGGCUCGUCGCCGCCCUGUGGGGAGCGGGUCUGCGUCGUGCGCGCCCCCACGGAGCCCCGGAGCGGGCGGGCGUGGAGGUCCACCGUCCGGGACAGGGGCCCCACGGGGACAGGGCGCCCCCAGGGUUGUUGCCUCCUGGCAGACCUGCCCUUUGGGGGGAAUCUCCUGGAUGACCAGGAAGCCACCCCCCCCACGCCGCUUUGCCAGCCACCCCCACCCCCAACCCCCAACGCACAGACCCUGUGA
Molecule: messenger RNA, 690 nt
Organism: Cynocephalus volans (Philippine flying lemur)
Lineage: Eukaryota; Metazoa; Chordata; Mammalia; Dermoptera; Cynocephalidae
Product: homeobox protein HMX1-like
Exons: 2
Coding region: 1-690 (229 amino acids)
Source: RefSeq, a predicted model, not a curated record